Molecule: messenger RNA, 1681 nt
Organism: Quercus lobata
Lineage: Eukaryota; Viridiplantae; Streptophyta; Magnoliopsida; Fagales; Fagaceae
Product: enolase 1
Exons: 17
Coding region: 107-1444 (445 amino acids)
Biological process (GO): glycolytic process
Cellular component (GO): phosphopyruvate hydratase complex
Molecular function (GO): magnesium ion binding; phosphopyruvate hydratase activity
Source: RefSeq, a predicted model, not a curated record
UAUUAGAUCUAAUAAUCGCCGCAACUAUUCUUAAAACCGUGAACUCCAACCACUCUUCUCUCCAUCUCUCUCACACUCACUCUCAACUAAAAAUCUCUCUUCUCCUAUGGCUAUCACAAUCCAGGCCAUCAAGGCACGCCAGAUCUUUGACAGUCGUGGCAAUCCCACAGUCGAGGUCGAUGUGACAACCUCAGAUGGCGCUUUUUAUAGAGCCGCUGUUCCAAGCGGUGCAUCCACUGGAAUUUAUGAGGCACUUGAACUAAGGGAUGGAGGUUCAGACUACCUUGGAAAAGGUGUAUCAAAGGCUGUUGAGAAUGUCAACGCGAUCAUCGCCCCUGCCUUGAUCGGCAAGGACCCAACUGAUCAGGUUGCCAUUGAUAACUUCAUGGUUCAACAACUUGAUGGAACCGUUAACGAGUGGGGUUGGUGCAAACAAAAGCUCGGUGCCAAUGCCAUUCUGGCAGUGUCUCUUGCUGUCUGCAAAGCUGGGGCUGGUGUCAACAAAAUCCCUCUUUACAAGCACAUUGCAAACCUUGCUGGUAACAAGAAGUUGGUGCUGCCUGUUCCUGCUUUCAAUGUCAUUAACGGUGGAUCACAUGCAGGAAACAAGCUUGCAAUGCAGGAGUUUAUGAUUCUUCCAGUAGGAGCCUCCUCCUUCAAGGAGGCCAUGAAGAUGGGUGUGGAAGUGUAUCACAAUUUAAAGUCUGUGAUUAAAAAGAAGUAUGGUCAGGAUGCAACAAAUGUUGGUGAUGAAGGUGGUUUUGCUCCUAACAUUCAGGAAAACAAGGAAGGUCUUGAAUUGCUUAAAACAGCCAUUGCUAAAGCUGGUUAUACAAGCCAAGUUGUCAUCGGAAUGGAUGUUGCUGCAUCUGAAUUUUAUGGAGAAGAUAAAAGAUAUGACCUGAACUUUAAGGAAGAGAAAAAUGAUGGCUCCCAAAAGAUCCCCGGUGAUGCUCUAAAAGAUCUGUACAAGUCGUUUGUGUCUGAGUAUCCUAUUGUAUCAAUUGAAGAUCCAUUUGAUCAAGAUGACUGGGAGCACUACGGAAAGAUGACCAGUGAAGUUGGAGAGAAAGUACAAAUUGUGGGAGAUGAUCUCUUGGUCACCAAUCCUAAGAGGGUUGAGAAGGCUAUCAAGGAAAAGACUUGCAAUGCCCUUCUUCUCAAGGUCAAUCAAAUUGGAUCUGUAACUGAGAGCAUUGAAGCAGUUAAAAUGUCCAAGCGAGCUGGGUGGGGUGUGAUGGCUAGCCACCGCAGUGGAGAGACUGAGGAUACUUUCAUUGCUGAUCUCUCUGUGGGUCUGGCCACGGGCCAAAUUAAGACAGGAGCUCCAUGCAGGUCUGAGCGUCUUGCAAAAUAUAACCAGCUCUUGCGUAUUGAAGAGGAGCUUGGCUCAGAAGCAGUCUAUGCUGGAGCUAGCUUCCGUAGGCCUGUUGAGCCCUAUUAGAGUUUGAAGCAUUGGAUGAGAAAUUGUUGUUUGCGGGGGAGUUGCACAAGGGGGAACUCAAUUGCAACAAAGAAUGGUUUUCAGUCAAAGGAAACUUUGAGACCUUUUCCCUAAUAAUUUUGACAGCUGUUUUGUUCCGAUAGCCUGAACACUGCUGUACUGAGAUUUUUUUUCAAAGUUGAAGCAUGUUUAAUCAUAAUUGAAUUUUAGUUUUCUAUUUGAUGUUUGCUCAAUUAA